Molecule: messenger RNA, 1350 nt
Organism: Misgurnus anguillicaudatus (oriental weatherfish)
Lineage: Eukaryota; Metazoa; Chordata; Actinopteri; Cypriniformes; Cobitidae
Gene: mpst
Product: mercaptopyruvate sulfurtransferase
Cellular component (GO): mitochondrion
Molecular function (GO): thiosulfate-cyanide sulfurtransferase activity
Source: RefSeq, a predicted model, not a curated record
AGUUAACUGGCUCUACCGGAGGGGAGCGCGUGACUACCAUGGCUGCACAGACUCGAGCUCUCGUGGCGGCGCGAUGGCUCGCGGAUGCUGUAAAAAGCAACCGAGUGGGACCGAAACUACGCAUAUUAGACGCGUCUUGGUACUUGCCUAAACUCAAACGCGAUGCGAAGGCCGAGUUUAAACAAAGUCACAUUCCCGGAGCCUCGUUUUUCGACAUCGAUGACUGCUGUGACAAAAGCUCGAAGUUUGAUCACAUGCUGCCCAGCGAGGGCGAGUUUGCAGACUACGUAGGUAAUUUGGGAAUAGGCAACGACACUCAUGUCGUCGUUUACGAUGCCAGCGACAUCGGCUCGUUCGCUGCACCAAGGAUAUGGUGGAUGUUUAGGGUAUUUGGUCACAAAUCGGUUUCGGUUCUGGACGGCGGCUUCAAGAACUGGUUAAGGGAAGGUCAUCCCGUCACCGACCAGUACACGAAACCACAGCGCACCAAGUUUAAGACGACCUUUAACGGGUCCUGGGUAAAAACUUACGAAAAUGUGCUGGACAACAUAAAAAACAAGGAGUUUCAAGUGGUCGACGCCAGAGCCAACGGAAGGUUUCGUGGGGUUGAACCGGAGCCAAGGGAAACCAUUGAACCUGGUCAUAUCCCUGGCUCUAUCAACAUGCCUUUCACCAGCUUCAUGGACUCAAAUGGUCAGGAGCUUCCUGUGGAGGAACUCGCUAAGCUUUUCCAGCAAGCUGGAGUUGACAUCCAGAAGCCCUUCUGUGUUACCUGUGGCUCAGGUGUGACUGCCUGUCACAUCGCCCUCGCCGCUCACCUGUGCGGCCACCCGGGCGUGUACCUGUACGAUGGAUCGUGGGUUGAGUGGUUCAGCAAAGCUGCCCCUGAACACGUGAUCUCUGAGGGAAAAGGAAAGCACUGAGAUCCAUAUUAAACCUUUUGCACUAAGCCAUCAACUGCAUUACUUUGUUAAUGUUGGAUAUUUUUUUUUUUUUAAAGGCAAAUGACAUACAAAAUAUUUCAUAAAAUAAUUUUACUGUAAAAAAAACUCACUGCAUAGUUAGUACAAACAUAUACUUGUAAAGUAUUGUUUAGACAAUUCCACUUGGACAUAAACAAUUACACACGCUGUUGAAUUUUUGUAUAAUUGAAUUAAAAUUGCAUUUAAAAUGAAUAAUGCACACCAAUCUAGAGAAAUAGGAGCAACUUUAUACAAAUAUAGGCAAUAGGCAUUUGAUCUGUUACAAGUUUAUCCCAGCUAAAUAUAAACAAAACCUGUUGUAACUUUAAAAAGUAUAUUUAAAAGUUCCUGUUUUCUUUACAGAGUCUAAUAAACGCACGUAAAAUCC